This is a messenger RNA of Leopardus geoffroyi (Geoffroy's cat), 3497 nucleotides long. It is a transcript of the gene RCC1, whose product is annotated as regulator of chromosome condensation 1. Gene Ontology annotation, cellular component: cytoplasm. The transcript is spliced from 10 exons. NCBI's taxonomy places the organism in Eukaryota, Metazoa, Chordata, Mammalia, Carnivora, Felidae. The record is from RefSeq and is a predicted model, not a curated record. The coding region runs from base 507 to 1781 and encodes 424 amino acids. Gene Ontology annotation, molecular function: guanyl-nucleotide exchange factor activity.
CCCGGCCCCGCGGGGCGCCCUGGAGUCGGCCCGGCCCCGCCUGGCUCGAGCGAGGGCCGCGCGGCCCCUCUGCCGCCGCGCCUCUCUCGUCCGCCCGCGGCGCCCGCGCGGGCGGGAGAUUCAAACGGCCCGAGCGCGGCCGGCCGGGUGCGCGCGGCCGCCGUGACCCCGCAGGGCGCAGACCCGCGCGCCUCGCGGCCCGGGACCGGCAGCCCCGGCUGCGCUUCCGGAGAGGGGAAAGUGGUUUUGUCCAGCAUUCGUCCGGAGGAUGCGAUUGGUAGAGCAGCGGGGAGCGGGGGGGAUCCUGCCCGGAGAGUGUGUGCCUUAGGAGCGCGAGGUAUAGGCUGGCGAGGGUCUUCUGCAGGGCAAGAAGUCAGCGUCACCAGACACCAAGAGGAAGACUGUUGAGCCUUGGAGAGGUGUGCUGUGAACCCCGCAUCAACUCAGCUGUCAACUGAUUUUUACUGUCUGUCUACUUCGUGCCGCGCUGGCAGGGCUGAGGAACAAUGGAAAGGAUGCCACCCAAGCGUAUAGCUAAGAGAAGGUCACCUCCAGAGGAUGCUCUCCCCAAAAGCAAGAAGGUGAAGGUCUCACAUAGGUCCCACAGCACAGAACCAGGCAUGGUGCUGACACUGGGCCAGGGCGAUGUGGGCCAGCUGGGGCUGGGCGAGAAUGUGAUGGAAAGGAAGAAGCCAGCCCUGGUGCCCAUUCCGGAGGACAUUGUGCAGGCUGAGGCUGGGGGCAUGCAUACCGUGUGUCUAAGCAAAAGCGGCCAGGUCUACUCCUUCGGCUGCAAUGAUGAGGGUGCCCUGGGAAGGGACACAUCAGUAGAGGGCUCAGAGAUGAUUCCCGGGAAAGUGGAACUACAAGAGAAAGUGGUACAGGUGUCGGCAGGAGACAGUCACACAGCAGCCCUCACUGAGGAUGGCCGAGUUUUCCUCUGGGGCUCCUUCAGGGACAAUAAUGGUGUGAUUGGACUCUUGGAGCCCAUGAAGAAGAGCAUGGUACCUGUGCCAGUGCAGCUGACAAUGCCUGUAGUGAAGGUGGCCUCAGGAAAUGACCACUUGGUGAUGCUGACAGCUGAUGGUGACCUCUACACUUUGGGCUGCGGGGAGCAGGGCCAGCUGGGCCGUGUGCCUGAAUUAUUUGCCAACCGCGGUGGCCGGCAGGGCCUUGAACGACUCUUGGUCCCCAAGUGUGUGAUGCUGAAAUCCAGAGGAAGCCGGGGUCACGUGAGAUUCCAGGAUGCCUUCUGUGGUGCCUACUUCACUUUUGCCAUCUCCUGCGAGGGUCAUGUAUAUGGAUUUGGCCUCUCCAACUAUCAUCAGCUUGGAACCCCAGGCACAGAAUCUUGCUUUGUACCCCAAAACUUGACAUCCUUCAAGAACUCUACCAAGUCCUGGGUGGGCUUCUCUGGUGGCCAGCAUCAUACAGUCUGCAUGGAUUCAGAAGGAAAAGCAUACAGCCUGGGUCGCGCUGAGUAUGGGCGGCUGGGCCUUGGGGAGGGUGCUGAGGAGAAGAGCAUACCCACCCUCAUCUCCAGGCUCCCUGCUGUUUCCUCAGUAGCUUGUGGGGCCUCCGUAGGGUAUGCUGUGACCAAGGAUGGUCGUGUUUUUGCCUGGGGCAUGGGCACCAACUACCAGCUGGGCACGGGGCAGGAAGAGGAUGCCUGGAGCCCUGUGGAGAUGACAGGCAAACAGCUGGAGAACCGUGUGGUCUUAUCUGUGUCCAGUGGUGGCCAGCACACAGUCUUACUAGUCAAGGACAAGGAACAGAGCUGAUGAAGCCUCUGCGGGCCUGGCUCCCGCCACCCACCCCCCCUCCUGGAACUGGAAAGCUAUGACUAUAGAUUCCAGCAGGCCUCCCCCAGCCCUGAGUACUCUGUCAUCUGCCUUUUUCCUAUCAGCAGAACAGAAUCCUUUCCCUCUUUUCUGUCCUCCUUUCCUGAGUCAUCCUACAGUCUGCAGGAUGAAGGGGGAGGGGGGAAAUGAAAAAGGGGAGGGGGUUUUGGCAGCUGGAACAUUGCUCGCCCCAGAGUUAUGUGGUUAGACCUUUCCCCCUCGUCCCUACCUCCCAUGCUCCUGGCUGACCCUGGUUUUGCCUGCCAAAAACCAAAAAUUCCUCCCCUGGGGAUUUGGUGCCCACAUUCUGAGAAGUUGGGGGCUCAUCAAGCCCUACUGUAGCCAUGUGCCACCCUCUGUCCUUCACAAUCCACAGGCAGACAAAUGGUAUGGUGGUCAGACCCAGCUGUCAUGGACUUAUGCCUGGGGGAAACUGGAGACUGGGCAGGGCUGCCCAGCCAUGGGCAACUCCAAGCCAAAUAUUUGGCCCUCAACAGAUGUCCACAGGGAAGAAAAAACAAUGAUCCUUCACUUGGUCAAGAAAAAAGCCAAUCAGCCUUUCUCCCAGAAGCACAAAACAUUCUGCCCUUCAGGCAUUGCCUGAGAAUUCUGCCCAUCCAACAUGCCUUACCUGCAGCCAAGGGCCUGAAAUCUGGAAAGGAAGCUACAUCUGCAGGGCAGGACAUGUGGGGAGUGGGGAAGGAGGGUUUUAUAAACAAAUUUAAAGCAAUACUGAGAGUGAAGGGAGGGAGGGGAAAGGGGGCAGAGGCUUGUGCCCAGAAAGGGAAGCAGCAGCUUGUACAGUGGCUGAGGAAAUAGAAAACAGUUUUGAUUUUUUUUUUAAUGUAAAGUAUUUUGGAGGGGAGAGUGAACUCUUUUAACACUUUGAAUAAAUUUAGAGUUUUAUAAAACAGGCCACUUGUUUUCUACAUACUCCCUGCUUUUUUUAAGGGAGCACCUGUGUUGGGAAGAGCAGAAUAAACCCACACCUAAGCACCUGGUCAAAGCUAGGACUUAAGUGACAUCAUGAUGUCCUAGAAUAUGCCAGUCAGCUGUUGGUGUGGCUGUUUCAUACAAAUCAAAAAAGAAAAAGAGGUGAUUGAUUUUUGCUUAGGUAUUUAUGUUUCAGGAAUCACUGGAUUUUUUAAAAAUUAUGCUGCAUAAUGUAAGAGACAUGGAAUGGAUCUUUUAAUAUCCUAAUCCCAAACCAAGAUUUGAGUACAGUGCAUACCUAUAGAUACUUAUGCUAAAGCUUGCUGUUGUAUCAUUUUUAACAGCUGACGUCAUUGGUUAAACAUAAUUAACUGCACAAUAACUCUUAAGACAACUUGUAUGUAUUAAUGUAGAUUUUCCCAGGUAUUUAAGCAACCAAAUCAUACAGCCGACCUAAUAUGGUAGUCACUAGCUACACGUGGCUAUUUACAUUUAAAUCAAAAGUUGUAAAAAUUUAAAAUUCCUUGGUUGCACUAGCCACAUUUCAAGUCCUCAGUAGUCCUAUAUGGCUAGUCUUGGGCUAUGCAAACAAAGAACAUUUUUAUAAUGAACAAUGCUGAUAUAGAAGGUCUGUUAUAUGUAUAACAGGAAAUUUUUAUUAUUGCCAGAAGGAUUCUUUUUGGAUGUUAGUAACUUGAAAAAUGAAUAUGAUGUAAAAUAAAA